UUCAUUAUGAAAUCAUCAGGGUAUCCAUUUUUUAGUAGCAUUACCCUUGGAUUGCUUAACUCUUCCUAUAUGAUAUCCUGAGGACGUAGUCCUCGGAUUUUGUGACUCAGAGAUUCAACUAGACAAAUUUUAUACUGGAGAUAUAUGAAGCUAUGGUAGCAGAUAUAUUGCACUGUUCGAGUUACUAUUCCAAAUUUAUUACUUUUUACCAAAUUGUUCGACCUUUUCAAAACAUAACGUCGACAAGUGCUAAACGGUUAUCACGUUUUAUCUCGACAAACAAGUAUAAUCGACAGAUAUGUAUUAAUAAGUGUUUUUAAGAGUUCUUGUAUUUUGUUCGUUUUGUUGCAGAUAACUGCUUUAUCAUCCAUGUAACGGGAGCAGUAUUCCAGUUUGUUAAGAGUGUCAUAUAUCCGUCCAUUCUCCAAGUUACCAACAAAAUAUACAGGCUGCAGCUCAAAUUGAAGAUCCAAAUUUUAAGGAAAAACUUAACAAACUCAAUGCUGCUAUACAUUAUGGUGAAGGAGAUUUAUCUGGUUCACGUAGUAUAGUUGAACAAAAUCAUUCUGGUGAUAUUGAUUCAAUUAUUAAUCUUGGAUGUUUAUUCUAUCGCGAAGGAGAUUAUCAAAAAGCUUGCCAACACUUUCAACAAGCUAUACAAAUGACUGGUUUUCAACCACAAUUAUCUUAUAAUAUUGCAUUAUGUUAUUAUCAAAUGAAACAAUAUGCUCAAUCAUUAAAAUAUAUUGCUGAUGUUAUAGAACAUGGAAUAAGAGAUCAUCCAGAACUUGGUGUUGGUAUGACUACAGAAGGUUUAGAAGUACGAAGUGUUGGAAAUACAUUAACAUUACAUGAAACUGCUUUAAUUGAAACGUUUAAUUUAAAAGCAGCUAUUGAAUUCAAUUUAAAAAAUUAUACAUCAGCAUCUGAAGCAUUAACAGAUAUGCCACCAAGAAAUGAAGAUGAACUUGAUCAUAUCACAUUACAUAAUCAAGCAUUAAUGAAUAUGAAUAAAGAACCUGGGAUUGGUUUUCAAAAACUUCAAUUUUUAUUACAACAAGAAACAUUUCCACCGGAAACAUUUGCUAAUCUUUUAUUACUUUAUAUUAAAUAUGAAUAUUAUGAUUUAGCUGCUGAUGUAUUAGCUGAAAAUGCAACAUUAGCCUAUGAAUAUUUAUCAACGGAUUUAUUUGAUUUUAUUGAAGCUGUAAUUCUUAGACAAACUGCUCCACAAGAUGCUUAUAAUCGUCUUGAUCAAAUGGCUAUUAAACAUACAGAACAAUUAAGACGAUUAACAAAAAUAAUUCAAGAAGCUAGACAAAAUCAAAAUGAUGAAUUAGUUAGAACUACUGUACAUGAAUAUGAUAUGGCAUUAGAAAAUUAUAUUCCAGUAUUGAUGCAACAAGCUAAAAUCUAUUGGGAUAUGGAAAAUUAUCAACAGGUUGAGAAAAUCUUUCGUAAAUCAGUUGAAUUUUGUAAUGAUCAUCCAAUAUGGAAAUUAAAUGUUGCCCAUGUAUUAUUUAUGCAAGAGAAUAAAUAUAAAGAAGCAUGUAAUUUUUAUGAACCCAUUAUAAAACGUCAAUAUACAAAUUUAUUAAAUAUUAAUGCAAUUAUUAUAGCUAAUUUAUGUGUUACCUAUAUAAUGACUAGUCAAAAUGAAUAUGCUGAAGAAUUAAUGCGUAAAAUAGAAAAAGAAGAAGAAGAAGUAGAACAACAACAACAACAACAACAACAUCAAGAAGUAGUUCUUGAAGGAGUUGAAAUAGAUCCAUUGAAUCAUCAUUAUUCUAAUAAAAAAUGUUAUCAUUUAUGUAUUAUUAAUUUAGUAAUUGGUACAUUAUAUUGUACUAAAGGGAAUUAUGAUUUUGGUAUUAGUCGUAUUAUGAAAAGUUUAGAACCAUAUCAAAAGAAAUUAGGACCAGAUACAUGGUAUUAUGCUAAACGUUGUUUCCUAUCACUGAUUGAAAAUAUGUCAAAACAUAUGAUUUUAUUAAGAGAUGCUGUACUCAUGGAGUGCAUACAAUUUUUAGAACAUUGUGAAUUAUAUGGACGUAAUAUAAAAGUGAUUAUUGAACAACCAAUUGAACCACAGAAAAUUCAUCCAGGACAAAAUACUAUUACAUAUGAAGCACGUUUAUUAAAAUCACUUCUAUUAGAACUUAUUCAAAGUUAAAAUACAAAGUCAACUAUUUAAUGUUUAAUCUGAAUAACAAGUUCUUUGUUAUUGCUGUCCUCUUUAAAAUGAUUCCUUUCAAUAAAUGUUUAUAUGAUUUGAAGAUGAUGAUGAUGAAGAAGAAGAUUUUAUAGUUCAGUUGAAUGGUCUUGGAUAAAGUUUUAUUCUUGAACAAAUCAUUCAACUCAAAGAACAAAGCCUAUGGAGUUGUUUGUUUGCUCGAUCGAGUCUAUGUGUGUGUGAAUGUAUGCAUGCCAAACAUUUGAUUCACAAUAAUAGUUCAUGUAUAUAAAUCAUCAAAACUUAUUCAAUUUUGUUUAUAUUUCUUUUCAUAAUUAUUAGUAAUAUCAUAUACAUAUUCAUGCAUUUUUAAUAAAAAAAAUACUAUUACUGAAAUACUCUUACUUAAUUACUUACUUACGCCUGUUACUCCUUGUGAAGGAGCAUAGGCAGCUCACCAGCAUUCUUCAUUCAACCCUGUCCUGGGCAAUCCUUUCCAGCUCCUUCCAGUUGUUAUUCAUCUUUUUCAUAUCUGAUUCUAUUUCCCAACGUAAUAUGUUCUUUGGCCACUUUUCCACUUUUCCGCUUCCUUUCAGGAUUCCAAGUCAGGGCUUGCCUCGUGAUGCAGUUUGAUGAUUUGCGUAAUGUAUGUCCUAUCCAUUUCUAUCGUCUUUUCCUACUGAAAUACUCAUGAUAUUUUUAAUACUGUUUAAGUGAAAUAGUUU
Schistosoma curassoni is the source of this 2898-nucleotide messenger RNA. The record is from the annotation of a GenBank genome assembly. NCBI's taxonomy places the organism in Eukaryota, Metazoa, Platyhelminthes, Trematoda, Strigeidida, Schistosomatidae.